Tilletiopsis washingtonensis is the source of this 2190-nucleotide messenger RNA. RefSeq names its product Metallo-dependent phosphatase. NCBI's taxonomy places the organism in Eukaryota, Fungi, Basidiomycota, Exobasidiomycetes, Entylomatales. Gene Ontology annotation, molecular function: hydrolase activity. The transcript is spliced from 7 exons. Gene Ontology annotation, biological process: nucleotide catabolic process. The coding region runs from base 1 to 2190 and encodes 729 amino acids. The record is from RefSeq and is a predicted model, not a curated record.
AUGGCCGCCUCGCGCAUCGCGCUGCCGCUGCUGCACCACAACGACGAGUACCGCAUCCGCCAGCUCGACAAGUCGCUCGGCGGCGACGGCAUCAUCGACGCCAGCCAGUUUGCCGCCAAGAUUGCGCGCAUCCGCAACACAUGGACGCCGGCCACGCCGGGGCCGGAGGAGCGCGAGGGCAAGGAUGCCACGCAGCGAGAGCUGGGCGGCCUAGUGCUCUUCUCGGGCGAUGCAUUCAAUCCAAGCGUGGAGAGCAGCGUGAGCAGAGGAGAACACAUGAUUGAGCCGCUCAAUGCGCAGGGCAACGACGCGGCAUGCGUGGGCAACCACGACUUCGACUUUGGCUACCCGCAUCUGCGUUCGCUGAUGGCCAAGACGAACUUUCCCUGGCAUCUCUCCAACAUCGUCGACACCUCUUCCUCUCCCGCAGCGCAGACCAGCACAUCUGAAGAGCCGCAGGAGGGCGACGCCGUCGUGCCGGGCACGCAGCGCUACACGGUGCUCAACGUCAAGGGUGUCAGAGUCGGCAUCAUCGGCCUGGUGGAGAAGGACUGGCUGGCCACGCUGCCGUCGCUGCCCUCCGAGUUCCGCUAUCGCUCCAUGGCCUCCGUCGCCGUUGCGCUCUCGCAGCAGCUGCGCGACCCAGAAGGAGAGGCAUGCGAGCUCAUCGUUGCCCUCACGCACUCGCGCGUGCAGAACGACAUUGCCCUGGCCAACGCCGUCGGCGCAACCAAGGGCAGUGCGGAUGGACAUGGCGUCGACAUAGUGCUCGGUGGGCAUGAUCAUACGUACUACAUCGGUCGUGGGGCCGACUCAUUCGAGGGCGAAGCGUUCGAGAGACCGGGAGGCACGGAUGAGGAUCAGGCGUGCUUCAUCAUCAAGUCAGGCUCCGACUUCCGCGACCUCUCCGAAGCGACACUCUCCCUCUCUCCUCCUCAACACAACGCGAUUCGGCGACGGCGUAUCCUCUCGCUGAGCGUGACGCGUCAUCGUACGCUGCCCAGUGAUCCCCCUCUGCCUGCGUUGCGCAAGCGCAUCGGCGAGCUGCUGGCCAAAGUCGACGAAGCGACGGGUCAGCCCGUCGCGUUUGCACUGGCGCCGUUUGACACGCGCGCGGACAGGGUGCGGAUGGGAGAGAGCGCCUGUGGCAACUUCAUCGCCGACGUUCUGCGACACUCGUAUGAAAUGCCACUGCGCGAGCGAGACAGACGAGGAGAGCUCCAGCCCAGUCGCUCCGAGGAAGGCCGCGAAGUCGACAUGACGCUCAUCUGCGGAGGCUCGCUGCGGGGUGACUCAGUGUAUGGACCUGGCCCAUUGACGCUGCGCGCGGUGCUGGAAGUGCUGCCGUUUGAGGACGCCACCGUCGUGCUCGAGUUGACCGGCCAGCAGAUCUGGGACGCGCUGGAAAAUGGCUUCUCCGCAUACCCGCGACAAGAAGGUCGCUUCCCUCAAGUCUCCGGCUGCAACGUCGUCUGGGACUCGUCCAAGCCUCCCGGGGCGCGCGUCGUGUCCGUGACGCUGCUGCGCGACGGGCAUCUGUUCGGCAAAGAUGCGGCGGGACAGCGCAGCGCGGCACCGCAGCCGGUGACGGUGUUUGAGUUCGAGUCGGACGAGCAGGGAGGAUGCAGUGUGGAGAUCCAACGGCCAAGGCUGGAGCUGGGCCGCGAGCUGGAGAUGGACAAGACAUACCGCGUCUGCACGCGCGAGUACAUGUUUCUCGGACACGAUGGCUUUGAGAGUCUCAAGGCUGGCAAGGAACUCGUGGAUCACGAAUCAGGCGCCCUGAUGAGCACGCUGCUGCGCAAGUACCUCCUCGGCGCCAGUCUGCUCUGGCGCCUGGGCCAGCUGCGCGACUCCGUCGAGAGCGGCGGCUCCUCGUCCGCUGCUGACGCUGCACCGGCGGGCGGCGCCAAUGCACGCAUCAUGCAGGCCAGCGUGGCACGCGCGCGGCGCCUCGCCGGCACGUCGUCCGAGGAUGCCGCCGCGGGCGAGGGCUCGCUGGAGUCGACGACGCAGCAGCCGACGCAAACGACGACGACAACGCAGCCGCAGAGCGCAGCCAUGACGCCGAGCAAGUCCAAGGCGCGCUACAUCGUCGACAGCAGUCCCUCGGGCUUUCAGAAUGCGCUGCAUGCCGCCUCGGCAGCGCAUCACUCGCAGCAUGACCGCGGUGAGUUUUUUUUUGGCUGA